CGAGAGCUGCAGCGGACAAUCCCGAUUGGUGCCGAUAGCGACGUCGGUGAUUCCGCAACACAGGCAAAGCGAGCUGCAACAGAGCCACAUGUUUAAGCCAUCUAUUUGGACCGAAUUGUACCGGUAUUUGCUGUUUUAGAAGAAGAGUAAUAUAUUUAAAUAUCAAAUUGAGGCUGUGACGUUUACUAUGAAUUGUUCACUUAAGGUCUCGCAGGAAACAUAGCGGACUACAGCCGGCGAAUUCAAGCGGAGCCGAACAGUUAACAUUAGCUAGCUUUAGCCUGUUAGCUAUCCGUUAGCUCAGAAGCCGCUAUCUCGUCAACUCGCCAGACAUCUGCACGCCAAACUGUCCCGCGUUGAAGCUAAUUAUUCCGUUACGGUCAACACCGUGGGAUCCUCGCUCCUAUUUUCAUCAAGUAUUUUUUUUGUUUUAAGUCCCGAGGUCACACUAAAGGAGGAGAGAACCGUGACAGGUUGAGGCUGGGACCAGCAGGGCAAUACAAGCCGUGUCCUCAAGUGGCCGUUCACCAUGGACAACACACACACAAAGACGGUUGAAGAAGUUUACAGCUUUUUUAACGUGAAUGAAAGCACAGGUCUGAGUUCCGAGCAAGUUAGGAAACAACGGGAACGUUAUGGACCAAACGAAUUGCCAGCGGAGGAGGGUAAAUCCCUUUGGGAACUAGUGGUUGAACAGUUUGAAGAUUUGCUUGUGAGGAUCCUUUUACUCGCCGCCUGCAUAUCAUUUGUGCUGGCUUGGUUCGAAGAGGGAGAAUCAACCGUUACAGCCUUCGUGGAGCCUUUUGUUAUCCUGCUUAUUCUCAUAGCAAACGCCAUCGUAGGAGUCUGGCAGGAGCGAAAUGCAGAAAAUGCCAUUGAAGCCCUUAAGGAGUAUGAGCCAGAGAUGGGGAAGGUGUACCGUCAGGACAGAAAAAGUGUCCAGAGAAUCAAAGCCAGGGACAUUAUGCCCGGGGACAUUGUGGAGGUGGCAGUUGGAGAUAAAGUGCCCGCAGACAUCAGGCUCUGCUCCAUCAAGUCAACAACACUGAGGGUAGACCAAUCAAUUCUUACAGGAGAGUCUGUGUCUGUGAUCAAACACACCGACCCUGUGCCGGACCCGCGUGCCGUCAACCAGGACAAAAAGAACAUGCUCUUCUCUGGCACCAACAUUUCAUCUGGUAAGGCUGUGGGUGUGGUGGUGGCCACAGGGGGCAGCACCGAGAUCGGCAAAAUCCGAGAUGAGAUGGCAGCAACGGAGCAGGAGCGCACGCCGCUGCAGCAGAAACUGGACGAGUUCGGACAGCAACUAUCCAAGGUCAUUACGCUAAUCUGCAUCGCUGUGUGGCUCAUCAAUAUUGGACAUUUCAACGACCCGGUCCAUGGAGGCUCCUGGAUCCGAGGUGCUGUCUACUACUUCAAGAUCGCUGUGGCUCUGGCAGUUGCUGCAAUCCCAGAGGGUCUGCCUGCUGUCAUCACUACUUGCCUGGCUUUGGGAACUCGGCGCAUGGCCAAGAAGAAUGCCAUUGUCCGCAGUUUGCCGUCUGUGGAGACCCUUGGCUGUACAUCUGUCAUCUGCUCUGACAAGACCGGCACGCUGACCACCAAUCAGAUGUCCGUGUGCAGGAUGUUCAUCGUUGAUCAGACAAAGGGUGAUAGCUGUUCGCUAAAGGAAUUCACCAUCACUGGCUCGACAUAUGCCCCAGAGGGAGAAGUGUUCCUUGAUGGCAAACAAGUCAAAUCCUCCCAGUAUGAUGCCUUGGUAGAGCUGGCCUCUAUCUGCGCUCUGUGUAACGAUUCCUCACUGGACUAUAAUGAGAACAAAGGAGUGUUUGAGAAGGUGGGUGAGGCCACAGAGACGGCUCUCACGUGCCUGGUGGAGAAGAUGAACGUGUUCGAUACGGAUGUCAAAGGCCUGUCAAAGAUCGAGAGAGCCAACGCCUGUAACUCUGUGAUCAAGCAGCUGAUGAAGAAAGAGUUUACGCUGGAAUUCUCCAGAGACAGGAAGUCCAUGUCUGUGUACUGCACUGCAAAUAAGGCCCGAUCCUCUGUUGGCAAGAUGUUUUUAAAGGGGGCCCCUGAGGGUUUGAUUGACAGGUGCACGCACAUCCGUGUGGGCAGUGACAAGGUGCCCUUGACCCCUGGCAUCAAGGAAAAAGUGUUGUCAGUGAUCAAGGAGUAUGGAAGCGGCAGAGACACUCUGCGCUGUCUGGCUCUCGCUACCCGAGACCACCGCUUGGUCAGAGAGGAGAUGAAGUUGGAGGACUCCGCCCGCUUUGUUGACUAUGAGACUGACCUGACCUUUGUUGGCUGUGUGGGCAUGCUGGAUCCUCCCAGGACGGAGGUGGCAGCCUCCAUCAGACUCUGCCGCCUCGCAGGCAUCAGAGUCAUUAUGAUCACUGGAGACAACAAGGGGACGGCCGUGGCUAUCUGCAGACGCAUUGGCAUCUUCGGAGAGAACGACGAUGUUUCCAGCAUGGCGUUCACCGGCCGAGAGUUCGACGAUCUGUCGCCCACUGCACAGAGAGAAGCUGUGCUGAAGGCACGCUGCUAUGCCCGUGUGGAGCCUUCACAUAAAUCCAAGAUUAUCGAGUACCUGCAGUCCUAUGAUGAGAUCACAGCUAUGACUGGUGAUGGAGUGAACGAUGCCCCUGCUCUAAAGAAGGCUGAAAUCGGUAUUGCCAUGGGUUCAGGCACGGCUGUUGCUAAGAGCGCGUCAGAGAUGGUGCUGGCUGACGACAACUUCUCCACCAUCGUCGCUGCAGUGGAGGAAGGCAGAGCCAUUUACAACAACAUGAAGCAGUUCAUCAGAUACCUCAUCUCUUCCAAUGUGGGCGAAGUUGUCUGCAUCUUCCUGACCGCGGCGCUGGGAUUCCCUGAAGCCCUCAUCCCGGUGCAGCUGCUCUGGGUCAACCUGGUGACCGACGGUCUGCCCGCCACCGCUCUAGGAUUCAACCCACCGGACCUGGACAUCAUGACCAAGCCCCCGCGCAACGCUCGCGAGCCCCUCAUCUCAGGAUGGCUCUUCUUCAGAUACCUCACCAUUGGAUGUUAUGUGGGUGCUGGCACUGUGGGUGCUGCUGCCUGGUGGUUUGUUGCUGCUGAGGAUGGACCAAGAAUCACCUUUUACCAGCUGAGCCACUUCCUGCAGUGUGGCCCAGAGAAUCCAGAGUUCACAGAUCUGGACUGUAAGGUGUUUGAGUCUCCUUACCCCAUGACCAUGGCCCUGUCUGUGCUGGUCACCAUAGAGAUGUGCAAUGCCCUGAACAGCGUGUCAGAGAACCAGUCCCUGGUGAGGAUGCCUCCCUGGGAGAACGUGUGGCUGCUGGGAGCCAUCUGCCUCUCCAUGUCCCUUCACUUCCUCAUCCUCCACGUGGAGCCUCUUCCAAUGAUCUUCCAGAUCACCCCUCUGAAUCUGACCCAAUGGCUGGUGGUGCUUAAGAUCUCCCUGCCUGUCAUCCUACUUGACGAGUUCCUCAAGUUCGCCGCCAGGAACUACAUGGAGCCCGGUAAAGAGCUGGAGAAGCCGGCCGGCUCCAAAGGCUGCUGCCUGCCUGCAUGCUUGGAGGGCAUCUCCUGGCCCUUUGUGGCCCUUACCAUCCCCCUGGUGGGCUGGAUCUACAGCACCGACACUAACAUGGCCGACAUGUUCUGGUCCUGACUGACUUGAGCACAAUCUCGACUUUUUCCCAUUUUCCUCCCCCGCCCCUCACCGCCAUCACCUCCCUCUGUCCUCUCCCUCUCCCCUCUCUGCCUUCCUACGUGUGUGCAUAGCUUGUGUGUGAGCGUGUUUGUAGAGUUAGCGUGUGUACUAGUGCGUGCCUACCUACCACCUGUGUGCGAGAAGGACCAACUUUAACACAUAAAACGUAAUGGAUAAUAUAAAAUGUGAACCGAGAAGACACCUGGUUAGCGUUAGGAUAGGAUAUUUGAACGGGUGAGGCUUUAAAUGCGAGUGUAAGAAAAUCACCACUCCCGUAGCUGUGGACUUUGUUGCUUGUCUGUAAGAAAAAUAUACUGUUGACAGUUAUUUUAUUAUUAUUAUUAUUUUCAAUAUUGCCUUUAAGGUUUAUAUUUACUAUUCUGGGAGUAUCAGUUGUCCUAUGUCACUACAGUAACAACAGUUAUGUUUAGCUUCCCUCUUCUUGAAUAGAAAGUUAAGAAAUCCAUCAUCUGUACAGAGAUAGAAUUUUAUGCAACUUUUUUUAUGGCUUCGUCAAUUCUUCGACCACUGUGGCUUUGACUUAGGGCCUUCAUUUAUGUUCACGUUUACCAUUGUGUCUUCAGUAUAUCAACUCAGAACUCUUUCAGAGAGGACAAGCUCCGUGUGGCGGACGAGGACGGGGAAAGGUUUGGGAGUAAACGUUCGAUUGCUCCGCUUCAACAAAAAGAAAAAAAAAAAUAUUUGAAAACAAAUACGCCGCAUGUCUUGUGACCAAGCAUGAACUGUAUGUGGUUUCUCAUUUCUAAUUUAAUUGUGAAUGUCCCCCACCCCCAUGUUAGAGUUUAAAUUAACCUCAUGGAUGUACUUUUUUUAUUUUUACUAUAAUGAUUUGAAAAUAAGCCAGUUUUUCUGCACUGGGCAGAGCACAGCUACCUCAAUGUGAUACAAAUAAUCUUUCUUUUGCUCAUCUCUAGAUGCUUUUCCCUACAGGGUUUUGCUAAAGCGUAACAUCUGAGGUGUGCCCCUAUUUGCUUGUGCAAAAAAACGAAGAACAAAACAUUUCCUUCCCCUUUAACAUUUUUAAGGAUAUAUUUUGUUUGUACUGAUUUCUGACUUUCAUUAACUUUAUUUGUGUUUUGCUUCGGAGACAGAACUGAGAGGGGAUGAUGUUAUUUACCAUCUCAUGGCGUUUGAUUCAAAGGACAGUAAUGUUCAAAUCCUAAGACAAAAAAAAAACUAAUGCAGAAAGUACUCCAAAUGAACUUGGAUUGCAAGAACCCAAAAUGUUGUUUUUUUACUUUAAGGAAAUAUACACUCAUAAACCCUUUGAAUCAAAGUGUGCUCUGUCUUUAUUUAAUCCAUUGACUUUGUGGUUUUCAUAUCCAGUGUUUUGUUUUGUGUAUGUGCAUAUAAUACUUGAAUACAAACCAUUUCAGACAUAUGAAUGCUUCAGUGUCCUUGGCACAACAUGACCGGCAGGAGACAAUCUUAAAUAUUUGACUCUUGAAGGCUUUAAUAUCUGGAGGUUUGAGUUUGUGCCGCUCUGUGAUCGUGUAUCCGAGCCCAUUCAGUCAACUGCACUAACAUUUAGAUGAUUUUUUGUUUUGCCUCAUCUAAAGCAUGUCUUACAAGGUAGAAGCCUGGGUUUGUCCGCACCGUGUGUGUGUUUGUGUUCCACUUAACUGUGUGCUUUUCUUCCUCAAUGCCUUCCAUUGGCUCCCCUGUCACUAGAGUUGGCUCUCAUAAAAACUGGGAUAAUUUUUAAAGAGUGGGCUCAGAGGCUGGCGUCGUCCUCCUGUCCAGCAUGUGUGCUCACUCUUACCUUCACACACCUCUGACACUAUGAUGACCAGCAGUGUGUGUACCCUUGCACUGACAAAAAGGACACGUUUUCCAAAGUAAUAAGACCAAAUCCAUAAAGGUAUACUUAAAAGUGGUUGGAAACAGAAUUCCCUUUGCCCCAUGCACCACAACACAUGACCACACACACACUUCCUAACAUUCGUAUGCCUCUGUGUGCAGAUGCUAUAUAAACAUGACACUAUUCCAUUUGUGUGCAGGGAAGUUUUCAACACCCUCAGCGUUCCUUCUUGCAUGACAAACUCGUUUCCAAAAUUCCAUGGUAGCUUGUCACGUAGAGAAUCUUUUAAAACACUGGGUCAAACGGUCUUAGCUAUACAUCAGUGUAAAAAACAUCCAUGCAUGCGUUUCAGCUGUAUGUAGGCUUUGCAAUUUGUAUUUAUAGAUUAUAAUGUAUAAUAUUCAAAUAAAGACAUUAAGAGGGUUUUAAGAUGGAUAUAUCAUAGAUAUGUAAAUCACUGUUUUUAUUGUAGCGGUUGGGGUAAUUUGCACAACACUAGAAAUUGAGAAAUUACUCAUGAACUUGACUCUGCUCUACUUUUUUUUUGUACUCAAUUAUCCUUCUUACAAUUAAAGGCCAAUAACUGACCCAUUUACUUUGUAAUGAAGUGCUCCUUUGCCAUGAGAACAACAGACUUAACACUUUGAUUCAUUGGUAAUCCUGCAAUACAAGUGUUCUCCUGUUUUCUUAUGCCUCUGCGUUAUAACUAUUAUUAUUACUGUCAUGUAUCUUUAUCAACUGCUGUAAAACUGUGAUCUAUUGAGAGGGGGCUUUCCCCUCAGUGAUACCUAGUCAAAGAACAACAUUAACCAUAUGUAAAAAGACGAUCAUUAUUGAUUAUUGACUAAUAAUGGUUGUACAUGCAUUACUGAGGUUGUGGUUUCAGGUAAAUAAAACGAUAUAGUAUUUGA
Messenger RNA from Trematomus bernacchii (emerald rockcod), 6433 nucleotides. It is a transcript of the gene atp2a2b, whose product is annotated as ATPase sarcoplasmic/endoplasmic reticulum Ca2+ transporting 2b. Gene Ontology annotation, biological process: intracellular calcium ion homeostasis; calcium ion transmembrane transport. The transcript is spliced from 24 exons. The record is from RefSeq and is a predicted model, not a curated record. Gene Ontology annotation, molecular function: P-type calcium transporter activity; ATP binding; ATP hydrolysis activity. NCBI's taxonomy places the organism in Eukaryota, Metazoa, Chordata, Actinopteri, Perciformes, Nototheniidae. Gene Ontology annotation, cellular component: membrane. Bases 530 to 3658 code for a protein of 1042 amino acids.